Molecule: messenger RNA, 642 nt
Organism: Mucor velutinosus
Lineage: Eukaryota; Fungi; Mucoromycota; Mucoromycetes; Mucorales; Mucoraceae
Exons: 1
Coding region: 1-642 (213 amino acids)
Source: RefSeq, a predicted model, not a curated record
AUGGCCAACCCAUUCAACACAAGCGACGCCAAUGUUUCUUUUGAGCAAGAUCAAGACGCUAUUCUGCUCACAUCACAUGUCCUAGAGACGCACACGACGACGAUAGUUACUCCAGAAAAGCAUCUUUUGUAUGUGGAAAAUUAUGAUAGCAUGCCCCCAUCUUACAGUGAUACACAACAACAAGGCCAGCAGACACUGCACAUGUCGAGUGAAGCAGUGCGGGGCGAUGUCUAUGAUAAUAGCAGUAGAUUGAACGAAGAGCCAGAGCUAGAAACAGCGCCUCUGAUGGCAGCAGAACAAGCACAAGAUGAUCAUUACCGCUACCCGCCCACAGCGCCAUCCAUAGAUCAAAUGGAGUUUGGCUUACGUCGUGAUUCCUAUAGCAACCCAAAGACGACAAAGACAAGGAAGAGGUGCUCCGUGUAUCGCGCGUAUCUAGCAUUCGCCAUCUUUGCCAUAGGCACCACACUCAUGUCUGCCAUUCUCGCUGUCAUUGAUUGCUACAACGUUUGCGAAGAAAAUCAAAACUGUGAUAGAUGUCCAAGAGUACGUCGAGAAGGAUUCACAGCGUUUUGUUACAUUACCUUUAUCUUGGCUAGCAUUGCCGUCAUGGGCAGGGCGGCUCAAUGCAUCUUGUCCUAA